Messenger RNA from Papilio machaon (common yellow swallowtail), 1977 nucleotides. RefSeq names its product venom serine carboxypeptidase. The record is from RefSeq and is a predicted model, not a curated record. NCBI's taxonomy places the organism in Eukaryota, Metazoa, Arthropoda, Insecta, Lepidoptera, Papilionidae. The transcript has a single exon. Gene Ontology annotation, biological process: proteolysis. Gene Ontology annotation, molecular function: serine-type carboxypeptidase activity. The coding region runs from base 277 to 1674 and encodes 465 amino acids.
UGGUUAUAUUGCAGUGCAGAGCAUAGUGUAUGAAUCUUCACGAUCACAAAUUUUUAAAUUAAAUGCAAAAUAUUUAACAAUUCAUAUUCUUUGGCGCAUAUGUAAAUGUAGAGCAGAGCACAUUAUUAUUGUAAUAAACUUUAUUGUUGACGGUAUUUAAAGUGAUAACAAGGUUAGGUUGAAGUGAUUACCUUUUGCACUUUUAUUGAUAAACGUUACCUAGCCUAUAUAACUGUUCAUUCCUUUUCCGUCAUCCAUUGUUACUUCACGUGUAUCAUGUCUCGAUAUUCUAUAUAUAUUUUAUUUCAAUUUAUAAUUUCGGCUUCUUGUUUCUUACACCGGUAUCCAAAGUUAAAUCUUAAUACCCAAGUACAUGGAGACCCAGGAGCACCUUUAUUUCUUACUCCUUACAUCGAGAGCGGCAACAUAACGGCUGGCAGGCUACUAGCUCGAGUGCCAUUUACGGAAAGUCUACGCAUAAAAAGCUAUGCCGGCUUCUUCACAGUUGACAAGAAAUAUGACUCUAAUCAGUUCUUUUGGUACUUCCCAGCGAUGAUACCUAACAACAAAAACGCACCAGUUAUAGUUUGGCUGCAAGGUGGACCCGGUGCUUCGUCGUUAUAUGGACUUUUCACAGAAAAUGGACCUUUGAGAGUGAGAGAUGAAAAAUUUGAACGUCGCAAGUACAAUUGGGCUCUAAGCCAUCAUGUUAUUUAUAUUGAUAACCCAGUUGGUACUGGAUUUAGCUUUACAAAAGAUCCCAAAGGUUAUUGCAAUAAUGAGACUCAGGUUGGUGAACAACUUUAUUCAACUAUCACACAAUUUUUCCAGUUAUUCCCUGAGUUACAAGAGAAUAAAUUUUUCAUAACAGGGGAAUCUUAUGCUGGAAAAUAUGUUCCAACCUUUGCCUAUACAAUUCACAAAAAGAAUCCAACAGCAAAGACUAAAAUUAAUCUAAAAGCUAUAGCAAUUGGCAAUGGUCUCAGUGAUCCAGAACAUCAACUGGUUUACAGCAAAUAUUUGUACCAAAUCGGUCUGCUAGACUGGAAUCAAGCCAAUACUUUUAGAGAAUAUGAAAUGAAAGGCAUUGAAUAUAUUCAGAAGAAGCAAUGGGACAAAGCAUUUGAGUUAUUUGACACUUUAUUAAAUGGAGAUUUAAUUGAUGGCAAGAGCUUAUUCUAUAACAUGACAGGUUUUGAAUUCUACUUUAAUUACUUACACACCAAAGAUUACAUAGAUUUUGAAGAUUUUGGUCCUAUGUUACAAAAGGCUUUUGUAAGAAAAGCAAUACAUGUUGGUAACUUAACAUUCCACACAGGUCAUGAAGUUGAGGAACAUUUAAAAGAAGAUUUGAUGAAAUCUGUAGCACCAUUGAUGACUGAGCUUUUGGAUCAUUACUAUGUCCUUAUUUAUAAUGGUCAACUUGAUAUAAUUGUUGCCUAUCCAUUAACAAUUAACUACUUAAGGAAUCUCAAUUUUACUGGAUCUGAAGAUUAUAAAACUGCUAAGAGAUAUCAGUGGAAAGUAGAUGGAGAAUUGGCUGGUUAUGUGAAGCAGGCUGGCAAGCUGGUGGAAAUUAUGGUGAGGAAUGCAGGCCACAUGGUUCCUGGAGAUCAACCUAAGUGGGCAUUAGACAUGAUUACCAGGUUGACUCAUGAGAAAACCUUUUACUAAUUUUAAUGAUUCUAGUUUAUUUUUUGUAAUAUUUUAUAAAUAAUGAAUCUGUUUGAUUAAGCUAUAGUUAUAAGUUUUUAAAUAAUGUUAUGUGAUAAACACUUGUUCAAUUCUUUAAGUUACUAUAGAUUUCCACUGUUGAAUGUUUCAACUUGAAACAAGUUUGUUCAUCCCACUUAAUUGUGUAAAAAAAAAAUAACAUAGGUAAUAAUAAUUAUGUUGAUGAGAUCAUGUGUAACAUUUGAGUCAAUAAAGAUGUUAGUUAUAAUGAUGUUUUUAAUAUCACCAGACAUAACUGAAGUU